Monodelphis domestica (gray short-tailed opossum) is the source of this 9809-nucleotide messenger RNA. RefSeq names its product protein kinase AMP-activated catalytic subunit alpha 2 (gene PRKAA2). Gene Ontology annotation, cellular component: cytoplasm. Gene Ontology annotation, molecular function: ATP binding; protein serine/threonine kinase activity. The record is from RefSeq and is a predicted model, not a curated record. Gene Ontology annotation, biological process: intracellular signal transduction; protein phosphorylation. Lineage: Eukaryota; Metazoa; Chordata; Mammalia; Didelphimorphia; Didelphidae.
GUUCGCGCUCCCCCCUCCCCUCCCGGCGCUUCGCGUUCUCCCUCGCGCUCGCCCCUCCCCUCGGGGCUCUUCGCCCCUCUCUCCUCUCGGGGGGCCCUCCUCCCCCCGGCUCCCGCGGCACUGUGGGUAGACAGCAGCCCCGGCAGUGGCAGCGGCGGCUCGGGGCAGCUCCGCCGGGGCGGCUGCGGCUGCGGCUUGAGCUUGGGCGGCGGGGGCUCGGCUCGGCCGCUGGCUCUGAGGCGCGGAGGAGGGGCCCGGGCCGGGGCCGGCGGACCAUGGCGGAGAAGCCGAAGCACGACGGGCGCGUGAAGAUCGGCCACUACGUGCUGGGCGACACGCUGGGGGUCGGCACCUUCGGCAAAGUGAAGAUUGGAGAACACCAGUUGACGGGUCAUAAAGUAGCAGUAAAAAUCUUAAAUAGACAGAAGAUUCGUAGUUUGGAUGUGGUUGGAAAAAUCAAAAGAGAGAUUCAAAAUCUGAAACUCUUCCGACAUCCGCACAUUAUCAAACUAUACCAAGUCAUCAGCACCCCAACUGACUUUUUUAUGGUAAUGGAAUACGUAUCUGGUGGUGAAUUAUUUGACUACAUCUGUAAACAUGGACGGGUCGAAGAGAUAGAGGCCAGGAGGCUCUUUCAGCAGAUUCUUUCUGCUGUGGAUUAUUGUCACAGACAUAUGGUUGUUCACAGAGACCUGAAACCCGAGAAUGUGCUGCUAGAUGCCCACAUGAAUGCCAAGAUUGCUGACUUUGGUUUAUCAAAUAUGAUGUCAGAUGGUGAAUUUCUGAGAACAAGCUGUGGGUCUCCAAAUUAUGCAGCACCCGAAGUCAUCUCAGGCAGGUUGUACGCGGGGCCCGAGGUGGACAUCUGGAGCUGCGGAGUGAUCCUGUACGCCCUCCUCUGCGGCACGCUGCCCUUCGACGACGAGCACGUCCCGACCUUAUUCAAGAAAAUCCGCGGAGGAGUUUUUUACAUCCCGGAGUAUCUGAACCGUUCUGUGGCUACUCUCCUCAUGCACAUGUUGCAGGUGGACCCCCUGAAACGAGCAACCAUCAAAGACAUAAGAGAGCACGAGUGGUUUAAACAAGAUCUGCCUAGUUAUUUAUUUCCUGAAGACCCUUCCUAUGACGCAAAUGUCAUUGAUGAUGAAGCCGUGAAGGAAGUGUGUGAAAAGUUUGAGUGCACAGAGUCUGAAGUGAUGAACAGCUUGUACAGUGGGGACCCUCAAGACCAGCUCGCAGUGGCUUAUCACCUCAUCAUUGAUAACCGGAGAAUCAUGAACCAGGCCAGCGAGUUCUACCUGGCCUCUAGCCCGCCCACCGGCUCCUUCAUGGAUGACAGCACCAUGCACAUCCCCAUUGGGCUGAAGCCACACCCUGAGCGGAUGCCGCCUCUAAUAUCCGACAGUCCCAAGGCCAAGUGUCCCUUGGAUGCUCUGAACACGACCAAGCCCAAAUCGCUAGCUGUGAAAAAGGCCAAGUGGCAUCUGGGGAUUCGUAGCCAAAGCAAACCCUGUGACAUCAUGAGUGAAGUCUACCGGGCCAUGAGACAGCUAGGCUAUGAGUGGAAGGUGGUGAAUGCAUACUAUCUUAGAGUAAGAAGAAAGAACCCUGUCACUGGCAAUUAUGUGAAAAUGAGCCUCCAGCUUUACCAGGUGGACAAUCGCAGUUACCUCUUGGACUUCAAAAGUAUUGAUGAUGAUGUCACAGAGCAGAAGUCUGGUUCUUCGACGCCUCAACGUUCAUGCUCUGCUGCUGGCUUACAUAGACCAAGGCUGAGUUUUGAUUCCACCACAGCUGACUGUCAUUCUCUCACUGGAUCCCUGACUGGCUCCUUGACAGGGAGUGUGCCUUCUGUAACUCCACGCCUCGGCAGCCACACCAUGGAUUUUUUUGAAAUGUGCGCCAGUCUCAUUACUACGUUAGCGCGUUGACAACGACCCGUCACUAGUCUCUGUCCUUGUGUUAUUGCACUAUGAGAAUCAAAUUUGUGUCUUUAAAUUAUUAUCUCCUCUUCUGGGUAUCUUAUAGAAACUGAACACGACACAAACUGAAAGAGGUAUCCUCUAGGGACACCCAUUUCCAUAUUGAUUAUUUAGUAGACUGACACUUUUAUCUAUUUUGCUCCUGGUCAAUUCCCCUAGGUGAUCUAUUCAAUAGGUAAAUAGGAAUGGAAGUGAUUGUGGUUUUAAGGCAGUCAGUUCAUGUAUAAGCUGAUUGGCAGCGUCCUUAUGCAUGGGCGUUUUGCAGCAUCAUUGAUUUCACUGUAGUCUCUGAUAGAUAUCAGGGUGACUGCAAGGUCCGUGCUAGGUGGUGAGGUGUUUGUAUCCCUCCCUGUUAUCUUCAGUUUACUUUAAUAAGUACUUAUUCAGCACCUACUGCAUGCAAAUAUGUGUGCAGGGUCCAACAAAUCUCUUUGUUUUUAUAAUUCAUCUAGCGGUUAGUCUGGUGUGGAGGGUUUGAGAGGGGAGAACUAGCCAAAGAAUUUUAGGGUCAAGAUUCUCCUGGUCUAGACAAAUCUCAUGUGGGGCAGCAUAGCAGGCUUAUGGUUCUGCAACAGGUUACAACCGUUCUAGGGAAGUCAUUAUUUGAAAGGGUCCUUUGAUCACCUUCGCACACCCACCUCAGGGUUUUUAAUCUCUAGCUUUUCAGAUGGGGUGAUUUCAGCUUUGGAACUCUUUAAAAGGAGUUUUCAAGGACUGUAACAAUGUCUGGACUUAUUGCCAUUUUGCCUGUAAGGACUUUCUUCCCAGUUUCGCGGCAUGCCUUUGAAACUCAUUCUCCUUCCCCUCAUGCAAAUCGACCGUUGCUUCAUUUCCUCUUUUACAGUUCUUUAAUAAUAGUGAAAUAGCCCCUUAAAUGAGAGAGCGUCCACCCUUGAAGGAGAACAUUUACCUCUGGUCACACAUUUGGCUCCGCUAUGGAACUUGUGAAUUCCAGUGGGCCAACCCUUCAUUUGUAGUUUGAUUCUUUCUUUUCCUCCCCCUCCCUCCCCAGCCUGCUUUUGCUCAUUGUUUUCUCUCUCCUCAAUAUUGAGCUUUCAGAGCCUUUUGAGGAGCCUUCUGUCUGUUGUUCUUUGUUCUGUCUGCUGGCCAUGGCCCUUGUCAUUUGGAAGCAUGAUUCCAACCCUCUGGGCCUCAGGUCUGGAAAUGAGAACAUGCAAAGCUUGAUGGGCUGUGACCGUACUGUGGAACGUAUCCGGAAGAGGGACUUUCCACACAUUUUGUCACAUAGCUCUAUCUGAUAUAUGGGUAGACACACGUGUAUACAUGCACAUGCCUGUGUCUGUAUGUUGACCUGGACUUAGUUGGGAGUUCUGAUUUCCCAUUUUCAGUAAGAAAAAGGAUUUUAAUUUCUUUCUCUAUUUCACACAUACCUACCUUGAUUUCUUUUUAUUCAGUGCUUCUAAGACUGAGAAUGCCAUCUUUCACUUGACUCAGACAAGAUACAAUAGGAUCAGAAGCCAGAAACAUGGCAUUGCUUUUAGGGACUAUGUUCCUCCAGCCUCUUGUAUCCGCGGCCAAGAAUUAAAUGAGGGCUCGAUAUCAUUUUCCCAUUCUGAAGAUGGUGCACACCUUUAUCCUGAAACAGUCGCCACGUCAGGAAUUGUCUUGGGCUACUAAUACGGCGGCGUGUUGUUUUGUAGGACUUUUAAAAAUGCUUUAAAUAUUUUGUAAAUGGUUUGAUUUUUACAGUCCAGACACGGGUUAUUUUUUUAAUGCAAAAAUGAACAUUAUUGCUAUUACUACUGUUUUUGUAAUGAUUUUCAUCCAGCAGAGCUACUGAAAUUUCGCCAUCUAGUGGCAACGUAGGAGAUUUGUUUUCCUUUCAGGCAGCCAGUGGUUACUGGGCGAGAUUCAGACUUUGCUUUUGAGAGCCGGGUCUUUCCUGCCCAGCACAUUUCAGGUUCUAAAUGUUUUUCGAGGGAAAAGUUGCUCUGUUUAUAGUGCACUGCUGCGGAGAGGAGUCUAGUGGCUAUAAACAGUUAGAAUAAGAGGACAACCCAAUUAACUUAGCCUCAGCCUUAGCCAGAGGAGCUCGGAAUGGUGGAAGCCGGCAAGCAUCGGGCAAGUUCACAACCAGUAGACAAGCAUUUCUCAAAUAUCAGUGAGGUGCCAGGUUCUGUGCUGGGCCCUGGCGAUCCGGAGAGAAAACUCAAAGAGUCCUUGCUCUCCACGAGUUCCCAUUGCAUUGGGGGAGCUGUCCUGUGUCCUUGUCAGGAAAUAGAAGCUACCCCAAAAGUAGGGCAAGGUGUUGGGGAGGUGUGAAGGGAGAUCCUGGCAGAUUGGCAGGGGCUGGUCGCUGUCAGGAAAGGCUUGAGGUAGGAGAUAGAACUUGGAGGAAGUCUUAAAGAAAAUUAAGAAUUCCAAGAGGGGGAGGUGAGAAAUGAAUGUGUUCCAGGCACGAGAGAUGUUACGACAAUAAUAUUAGUAUAAUGUACUUGUGAUUCAGAUUUUGACCAAACUUGUUCGCACAAUUGACUUUAAAACAAAAACUAAUAUUGUUUUUAGUACUUUGGGGAUAUUUUUUAUGAACUUUUCAUUCCCCCUCCCCUCUUCAUUUACCUAAGGUGCUUUCUGCAGUAGAAACAGCACUAUAAUUGGAUUUCUGGAGCCCAGGAUCAAAUCCCAGAUCAUCUGCUUCCCUUCUGUAUGAUCCCAGCCAAAGCCUUGGUCCUCCUUGAGCUAUUGUUUUCUCAUCUGCAAUGUGAAGGGAUUUGCUCGCUAAGGGACCUUCUAGUUUUAUCUCCUAUCUAUCACCUGUGAAUUUGGGGGCAAUUGUUCUACGUCUUGUGGACAUAGGAGAUCUCCAUUAAUUCUUGGUUUCAAGUGAGACCAUCCAAUGGGAUGCCCAGUGAAUAUCGUAAUGUUACUGGUAGGAAUAAUGUCUCUGAGUUGUUGGUCAUAAUGGGACUCAUGGGCUUAGUUUCCUAGGAAGUAGUUCUCUUGCCCAUAUUGUAGGAAAGCAGGGGAGCCAUGGGUCACCAGCCUCACCUUACUUAGUCCUAUGGGAAUAUGAUUCUUUUCUCCCAGUCCUUACUAUAGCUGACUUUCAUGGUAGCCAAUCUGAGGCAUCCCCAUUCGGACGCCUUAUACUUAACUAGUCUACAGUUGAGUAACCAAAGCUGCACAUCUGGUGGUCGAAGCCUUGACUUCAUUGCAAAAAUGCCAGUCUGGCUGGUACCCCAAGACUGGUACCCCAUCACUGGCCUGGAUAAUAACAAGGGUUUUGGAGUAGCAAGGCCUGAGUUAAAGUUUUGUCUAAUUCAUCUAAUUUCCCAUUUCCAUUAGAAAUGAUUCUCUCCUAAAUCAUAUUCACUUGAUUUUUAUCACGGAAUCUUAGUAUCCGAGACAAACGCUUUUCUUGAGCAAUUGCUGUACUAACAAUUAAUACAGUUUCAUGGCUACUGGAAUUUCAGCUAUGGAACUAGUGACCUUUGCCAACUACUUACUCACUAGGGAUGCUCUAGAGGAGUCUUAGGCUUGAGGUAAGGAUUGAACCUUUGAAGUUCUUUUUGUCUCAAAGAGUUUAUAGCACUUGGUCUUUCUAACCAAAGAGAAGAGUGUUCAGGUAUGGAAUUGGAUCAUCUCUUGGUCAAUAGCCGACAAGUGAUUGCUUGUACCUGAAAAGGAAUCCCCAGUUUUUUUUCUUCAGAAGGCGUUUGUGGAUCCUUAGUAAUCCUUAGAGUCCAACAUUAUCCAUGGUUUAGUAGUUGGAAAUAUGUGGAAGUCUAUCACUCAGCAAUUCUCAGAUGUUCCUUUCUGGAACAUGUAUUGGCCUGAAUCCUGAAGUAGCCUGACUCAUAAACAAGGGCAUCCUUGGGUGGGAGAUGCAACGAGGAAGAGAGCCAGUCACAUUUAGCCAUCAAAACCCAAAUAGUUCAGUGAACUUCACUAACUACAAGUGGCCGGUCUUCUAGGUCAGGGUGCUGGCUGUGGGAAACACAGUUUUCCAGUGAUGAUAACGGACUAGGAGUGGCAUUGACACAAUGCUUCGGGAGGUAGUAUAGGCUAUGGUUAGCCAGCCUUGGAAUUGAGAAGGCCUGGCUCUGCCCCUGACCUUAACCAGCUGGGCGAUGCUGGGCAGAUCUCUUCAGGUCUUAGACACCCAGCUUACUUAAAAUUAAUGAGCUGAAAAGCAGAUGCUAAUCUUCAGUGGGAGAUAGUUUCCUCACUGGCUGCUCUCUACCCCAGUGAAGUCACAAGCCUGGUCUAGAAACCCCUUUUUAAAUGUCAUAUUUGACCGUUUACAAUAUGCUUCCAAAUCAUCCAGGAGUAGAUUGUCUCUGGGAAAUAUGAAUCCUUAUGACUGUGUCCAAACAGCUGAUACCCAGGAGAUGCAAAUUACUUUUUAAUGUUGACCAAAGUAUGGCAUAUCUGAGAAAGUAAAUCUGAUUUGCUAUAAUAGGAAACAAUCAUCAGGCAUUCUAUAGCUGUAAGUGAUUUUUGGCUCCUCUGUAUUUUGAGUUAAUCUGUGGUUUCCAUUAGUGGAGACAACUGAAUGAGCUAAACCUUAUAUUUGUGUCACCUUCUGCCCUUGACUUUGAUUUGCUCUUCCAGUGUGACUUACUCUCAUCCUUUAUAACUAUUUAGCAGCUACCAUAGAAAUCAUAUCUUUCUUCAUUCAUUAGCUAAUACUACAUGCCCAGAUAGUAGUUAUAAGAGAAAAUAGAGGUUUUUAUUGGUGGGUUUCCCUUUACAGGAUUCCUUCCUCUCUAAGAGUCAAGUUCUUAGCUCUGACACAAGACCUGCUCCUGCUCUGGCAUUUCUUUUCCCAUGAAUGCUACAGCAGCCUUUUGCCAUGGUGAAAUUUACUUCCCUCAGUGGCUUUCCUUAGGGCAGUGUACUUUGGGGAAUGAAUUGAUGAAGGGUAGGUGCUGGCCUCCUUUGUCUGUAAAAGUGAAAGGUGAGUAAUAGGACCGGAUCAUCCUUUCUUGCUUGAAAACUAUCUUUUCAUGGUAGUGAUUGUGAGAGCUGGGACAAAUAUGAAGAUGUAUAGUAUAGCACAGAUAAUGCUAAGUAUCCGUUUGAUAGGACCUGUAUAUAAAACAUAGCCUUGAAUCUUUUAUAAAUAAGAUUGUGCUCCAGGAUGGCAGUGGCAGAACCCACUCAGUGAGCUAGACUUUGCAUAGAAAACCAGCCCUCCCGGCUCUGAACAAAGGGCUGGUCAGCAUUAGGAAGGAACACCAGCUUCCCUUGAGUGAGCCCUUGAAAAUUUGUAAAGUGCUGUUUGUGUCUGAAUUGUGUACUGGAAAAAAGAAAAUAUAGUUUUAUACCUUCAGUAAUAGCACAUAGCAGAAAGCAUACGGUGGUGUGUGAUUCAAUUAUGAACGGUUAAAUAAGAACAAUUUAUAAUUCAAUCAUCGUGAAUAAGAAUGGUUGCUCUUUUUCAACCAAGUGUUUAUAAAUAGGAUAUGUGGAGAAUUGAAAUUUUAUUUGUGGAACAGGAAUCUUGGACCCUUGGCUACUGGCCAUCUGGGUUCCCAGUUUUUGUCCAGUUUAUUCCAUAAUUAGCAAGGGUUUCAUGUGUGGGAGUGUGCAUGCAUGCACGUGUAGAGAAACAAAGAUUUAGAUGGCAGUAAUGUCGCUAGAAGAGCAUUGUAAACUCGAAACAAACAUGCGAUUUCAGUUUGAGACCUACAAGUGUCAUUUACAUUUGCAUUUACAAAAUUACGUUUGUAAAAUACAUGUUUCCUCCAGUUUUACUGGCCCUUGUUCAAAGGGCAAAGGCAAAGGGAUCCAUCCUCUGUCUAGGUUGUUACCAACUCUAAGGUAGGCUGAGCAUGACUUCAUGAGGGUUAGCUAUAUUGUGUUCAACAAAUUGGAAUAUUCUCAAUUGUACUUGCCACAUGUGCCUAAGACCAAUAUUGCUUCUAACACCUAAAUCCUAAAAUUUCUUUGCCCAAGACUGCUAAACUUAGACCUUCACAGUUAGCCGAUCUUUGUGGAUUUUCUCAAUCUGUCGACUUAACAAGUUUCUAACACAACAGGCAAUCUUUCUCCCUUGUGGAGUCGCUAGACAUUUGCUAUUAGUAAGCAUAAGAGCAUGAAGAAAUUUGCACCAGACCCAUACUCUUAAGGUGAAUUGGAGUUUUAAUUUAAAUUCUUUUCUAACCAGUCUGAUCAUUUUUAGACCUACUUUGGUUUUGGUUAUAAUGUGAGCCUUUGUUGGCUUUGUGGAUGCUUUUCACUAUAGGGCAAGUCCGUCAUGGAGUGUGUGUGUGUGUGUGUGUGUGUGUGUGUGUGUGUGUGUGUGUGAUUAUUAAGUUCUGUUUACAAUUAAAGAGACUUAAAUUACAUUGAGAAGUUCACAAUUAUUCGGGCAACUAGGAUAGGUACAUUUCAUUGAAAUCUGAAGUAUGAUUUAAAAAUUACAGAUGACAUUCCCUCCAUCAGAAUCCUCAGUUAAGUGUAUCAAAGCACCCAUGAAGAGAUUACAAAAGCCAGGUGCUCAAGGUGGAUAGCCUUUCAUAUCCUUUGGACUGAGCAUGUUUGUGCUGGCUAAAAAUUAGAGGAGGGAGAGAAAUCUUGUUAGCAAGGGGAAAAAGAAAACCAAUCCAUUGACUCCAAGUUUCGCCGUUAGAAGCAUUUCUACAUUUACAGUCGUAUUGUUUGUUAAAUUUGCAUUGUCAUGGGGAAACACUUUUAUGGAGCCAGUAUCAUUCUCUAAGGACUUGAAAGAAAACCAGAGCUUCUCUUGUAAGGGAAAUUGUGCCAGAAUUGUGCCUUCUCUCUUGAACUGGGGGCAGUAUCGUCCAGCCAAUAAUGCCAACAACUGCCACAUGGAAUUUUGAGUGAAAUUUGAGAAAUGGAGCACAUCUAGGACACAUUGUUCCACUGAUUUCCCCUUAGGUAUUGCUUAUUAUGACAGCAAAUAUUUUGUCAUUUGUUCUUGCCAAGUUGGCUUCCAGUUGCCUUUUACUGUGAAGACUGGACUACAUUUAUUAAGCACUUGCUGUAUCCUUUGAUAGUUCCUCUGUGGCGUUUACCUGCUCGAUGUGACUUGGCCAUCAGCUCAAUGGUAAAACUCCAUUUCCCCAAAUAGCCUUUGAAUGUGCCAAUUUGGGGCACGUCAGCUCCUUUAAGGUUUGAGAAAGAAGGGAGUACUGUCUAGUGAGCAGAGCUGGGAACGGAAUUCCAUGUGGAGUCCAGCACUCCAUUUGAACAGCUGAUAGUGCUACAGUCAAUCAGUAGCUACUUUGGCAAAUCUGGAUAAUAAUUAUACUUCGUCUACCUCACAGGUGUGUUGUGAGAAGCUAUUGGACAUGUAUUUUCUAAGUGCAGAUGGUCCUCAUGGGAAAUACAAAAGCCCUGUGCUCCCUGAUUUCUUUUGUUAUAAUUAUCUUUGAUACUGACAGGAUGGCUACUCUGAAUUUUCUAGGUGAGUCUAACACAGCGUCUACACAUUUUGCAGUUAAACAGUUUGAGAACGUGUCUUCACAGAUCAUGAAAAACUGAAUACAAAUGACUGUUGUUCUUAAAUUCCAAGUCAACCCUCGAAUGUUACCUUAGUCAUCUUUUGCUCUAAUUUCUUAAAGCUUUGAAAUGCCUGCAGAGGCUGCCUUAAUUAAUCGCCACGCAACUUGCUGUCCAUAACGUUUGUGAUUACUGGGUGUACACAGUUUUGAAUGUGUAAUAGUUACGUUGCCCCAGAACUGGGAAGUGCUCGAAACAUGAUCAUAUCUGCAUAAAGCAUGUUUGUAUUUUGUAUUCUGUCAUACACGUGUGCUCUUGUAUCUAAGAAAUACUUUUUUGGUGCAAAAACAAAACAAAAAAAUGACAAUAAAUGACCACAGAGGUCCAUCCUUUUGA